This is a messenger RNA of Anopheles bellator, 2607 nucleotides long. It is a transcript of the gene Fitm, whose product is annotated as acyl-coenzyme A diphosphatase FITM2. Gene Ontology annotation, cellular component: endoplasmic reticulum membrane. The transcript is spliced from 3 exons. NCBI's taxonomy places the organism in Eukaryota, Metazoa, Arthropoda, Insecta, Diptera, Culicidae. The coding region runs from base 228 to 1544 and encodes 438 amino acids. Gene Ontology annotation, biological process: lipid storage; phospholipid biosynthetic process; lipid droplet organization. The record is from RefSeq and is a predicted model, not a curated record.
UCUCACGCAAAGGCUUUCGCACACUCGACAACAACAUCGCACAAUUUCUAGUAAACGCGAGCAAUUACGUAUGGUUUUUGGCUGUUCGGUUCGGUUUCUUUAGUUCGCACGUCGGUCAGUCCUUUGCGAUAAACGCAAAUAGUUUCGUUUAAAACUGUUAAUGCGGUGGUCCAAACAAGUGAUUCGUCGAGCGCGUCCAAUAGAAGUAGCAGAAACGACACAUAAAUAUGGCAACUAAGCGGAAACCAAUUCACACCCCAUCGAACGCAGCAAAUGCUAGCCGACCACAGAUGAAUUUCCGGCAAGGUUUGAACGACACGACGGCUCGCAGCGAAGCAAAGGGAACCCGGCCAACUGCAACGCCUACUUCGAUCAAAGAAGUGCUCACCAUGAUGGUGUUACACGUCUGCAAAAAGAUUAUCUUCUUCGACACUGGCCUGAAGGUGGCUUUGUACUUGGGCUCUUUGUUCAUCGUCUCACUCAUCGGCGACUUUUUGCCCUACCCGAAGACCUACCUGGCGAGGACAGACAAUCUCUUCAAUGUGUACUUUGUGAAAAUGGGCUGGGCCUGGACGUUGUUGUUCUCGUUUCCCUACCUGGCCAUGACAUCGGUGACGCUUUGUUGCGGUGACAACCAGCGGCUGCUGAGGAACCAUCUACCACGGCUAGGAAUAGCGAGCGUAGUGUGGUUCGUGUGGACUAAGCUGUUCAACGUCAUUGAGUCGAGCUAUGGACGGUGCAGUAUCCGGGGUUUUGAUUCGAAGACGGCUUGCCUAAAGGCCGGCCAUUUUUGGAACGGUUUCGACAUAUCUGGACAUGCCUUUAUCCUGAUCUACUCCAGUUUGGUGCUGAUGGAGGAGGCGCGACCCAUCAUUGGGUGGGAGAGCAUCAAAGAUUUGUUGCGCAAUGAGGAGCACAACCGCAGCAGUAAUGACACAUCUCAAUCGGCCAACCCACUCAAGGGGCUUAAGGACGAAGAUUUGAAGGCACUCAAAUACUUUUAUAAUCGAUUCACACCCACCAUUCGGUUACUGUUCGUGGGUAUGACGAUGCUGCAACUUCUCUGGGACGUUAUGCUCGUGGGAACGAUGCUCUAUCACCAUCGAAUGGUGGAGAAAGUGCUGAGUGGCAUCAUUGCAGUAGUUUCGUGGUUCGUCACAUACCGCGCCUGGUAUCCAGUGCCAACCGUGCUGCCCGAUCCGGUGGGCAAAGGAAUGUUCAACUAUCAGACCAACGUGAAACCGGAGCUCGUUGGGCUUAGACGAAGGGCCAGUUUUUUGCAGCCCGGAUCCUCUUCAACAUCGGCAUCGGGUGCCGGUGGUACUAGUAGCAACAGCAAGGAUAUUCCCAAGUUCAUGGGUAUGCCACUCUAUGGCGCCCGGCAUCCGUACAGCACCUCGAACGUUGGUGGUGCAACGUCGCCCCUCGAACCGUCCCUCGGUAGUCAAGCAUCGUUUGGAAGCAACAGCCAACAGCAUCUGUUCGGGUCACGGGGCAAUGGAAAGCGUUGCAAAAUUAUGGACAGCAGAAAUCCCUCCGGUUGAGCCAGCUGAACAUGGAGAGCACUACGAUCAAAGCAUCCGUUGCAUAUUCUCGACCAAAGAAUCGUCAUGCCAGCACCGUGACAAAAGAUAAAUACCGCUCACUUCGAUGUUUUAAAGUAAAAUCGAAUUUACUAAUUUCCAAACGCUUUUCGUGCGAAUGUGAAUAAAAACAAACGAAUGCCAGCAAGUGUUAUGAGAUGUUUUCGUUUUAUUGCACGCACAAAACUCUACACGACCACAAAAAGCACUUAUUAACUAUAUUUUGCUUUUGCACCGGGCUUUUCUACAAAAAAAAACUAAAGGAAACUUAAGAAAUGAUUAAUUUUACAUGUAACAAUAUGCAUUCAUCGCUGCAACUCUCUUAACAACGGUAACACUACGUACACAUCACCACCUUGUCGUUCUAGGUUUUGUUACACCGCGCGUGCGGUCUGGUCUGUCCAGGGGUGAAUCGUGUUAAUUGUAUCAUCUCUCUAUUUCGACAUGUGAUAACUCCUCGUUCGUUUUCCAACUGAACUAACUCCUACCGGUCGGUCGCAUAUCGAACGGCGUAACCAAACCGAUUGCAGCGUAGCCGAUUCGAACGUAAGACGUUUUAAGUUUUGUGGUUUAAUUUGUAUCAUUUAUUUACAGCAGGCCAAACGUAGAACAACGUAGUUCCUCAUUUCAGCAGAUUUGGAUCGCCUAUUAGAUGUUACAAAACUACUUAUAGUUUCCUCAGUGUGUAUCAAGUGACUUAUAUUUGAAAAAAAAACAUAUUUACACCAUUUAAAACGGCGCACUAGCGCUUCACAUUCACGUCUCUUCUCAGUAGCUUCUCGUAAUUGAAGCUAACCCGUUUACAUGCGAUUUCUCCUCUCAGUUUUUACAACUCUUUGUCACGAUGGGGUUGCUAUUCUCUAUCUCGCUGUCGGGAACAAUAGGAUGAUUUUGGCAUAUGAAAAAUUUCCUAUCUUUACACCUUCACCAACGCUCACGUGAUCAUCACUUCUUUUAUUCAAAAUCAAUGCAAUUGAAUUCGAAUUGUUUGAAUGUUACGUAAUAAUAUUUAAAUAAAUCUUAA